AUGUUCAGAGAUGUCAACCCGGUGAGGGUUGGGAUGCCUACCAUGGAAGCGUACCUGCCCUUGGUCCUGAGACUCUUUGAGUUGAGCCCGGAGGGAGAAUAUACCUCGAACUUUCUGACCCGGGUGUUCCUGGAGAUGGAUGAAGAGGCCAAGAACAAUUUGAGCCAGGUGGCUGCCCAGCUGCAAGCGGUGAUGAAGCCCAACAUGCGCAGAGCCCGGCCCACCUGCAAGAAGGUCGCCAAGAAAUCUCCACCUCAGAAUCCGGACGCAGCGGUUUGGGAGGUGUCUGAUGGUGAGAUGACGACUACUAGUGAAGCCAACGAUGAGAUACAUGUUCAAGAUCAUGGUGAUCACAUGGACUUGCAUGAGCCUCCAAUGUUGGAGGGACCAGCAGCAGACGAGCCAGUUUGCCCGGGUGCAGGGGGGAAUGAACAUGCACAUGUUUACCUGGGGGAUCAGAAUCCUUUGGCGGGUGAACCCAGCCCUGUACCGACUCAGAUGGACAUCUCUGAAGUUGAAGUGAUCCCGGAUUCUCCUACAGGAGCCUGCUACUGUCACAUGUUGGAAAUGCCCGAUAGGCAACCGGAAUAUGAAGAAGAUUGGGAUGUUUGUCACCACUGCCAAAAUGCCCGUCACCCUGUGGAUGAUGUUUCAACAGAUGUUGAUGUAGAGCUGGGAGAGACCACCAUGGUUGAAGCCCCACAAGGUGUGCAUGAAGACAUGGUUGAUAAGACCCCACCCCGAACAUUUCGCCGUCUUCGGCCUUUGCCUAUGGUUGAUGACUUGUUCAUGGUGGGCGACCCUGGACAAUGCGCUGAAUAUGUGGUGAUCGAUGACUGCGACCCUGAUGGCCUCGAGACCGCUGAGCCUCUGGCUUCAGACUCGCAAUGUUGCGCUGCAGAGGAGGAAUAUCUUGAAGAUGCUAUGGAUAUUGAUCACCGUUUCCCAACGCCAAGGACAGCUACCUUGCGCCUGCUGCAGAGUCACAUGCUGCUCCCCGUGCGAAGGACACAGAUCCUCCACUCCUGGCGGGACAAGAGCUUUGAAGGAUCUGGUCCACCCUUUGCUGGGCCAGAGCCUUGCAGUUCUGACUUCAAGGAUCCGGGAAAAUAUCCUCUAGCUGAUGCACCUGACUACAUGACCGAGCUUCAGAAUCAGGUGAAGGACAUGGAUCCGCCAGAGUUUUCAAAGCAGGGGGAACAUGCUGGUAAGACACGGGGUCGUAAAGCAAAGGCCAAAGCAGCACCCAAAACGAAAGGCAGAGCCAAUCGUGCACCAAAGAGCAAAGCCACAAAGGCAGCAAAGUCUACCAGGUCCAGGACUGCAAAGCAAAGUGUAAGAGCCAAGGCAGCAGCCAAGCCAAAAGCCAAGCCACCACCCAAACCCAAAGCGGCCAACAAGGCCAGAGCUGCAAGUGGAUCCGCAGGACACUCAGCAGUCGUUCCUGCUGAUCCUUUCCCUGCACCGGAUGAUGUCAUGGAGCCCAAGGCAGCCUGCAAGAAACCUAGGACUCGAAAAACCUUGCCUGAUGACAACAAAGACAGGAUCCCGCCCUCCCACAUCACGCACAACCACGUGUACUCGAGCGCGUAUCGGAAGUCCCUGUCACUGUGCCCUGGGGACAAAGCACUUGCCCGAAAGCAAGGUGCUGCAGCUGUUGACUAUUUUAAGAUUCACGGGGCUGUCAAUGGGCUUUGCGGCAGUUUUCGCUCAGCACCCAGAAGCAGCACAAAGAGUGCGGACAGCGGUGUUUAG
Cladocopium goreaui is the source of this 1755-nucleotide messenger RNA. NCBI's taxonomy places the organism in Eukaryota, Dinophyceae, Suessiales, Symbiodiniaceae. The record is from the annotation of a GenBank genome assembly.